CCAACCGGUAGGAGGCCACGGGGAAGACCCAGGACACGUUGGGAAGACUAUGUCUCCCGGCUGGCCUGGGAACGCCUCGGGAUCCCCCGGGAAGAGCUGGACGAAGUGGCUGGGGAGAGGAAAGUCUGGGCUUCCCUGCUUAGGCUGCUGCCCCCGCGACCCGACCUCGGAUAUGCGGAAGAAGAUGGAUGGAUGGAUGGAUGGAUGGUACUUGUUAUUUUACAGUACCUCAAAUUCAAACUGCACUUUAAUAGUUGGUAGUUGGCUUUUUAAAAACUCCACAAUCCGGGUCAACGCUUACCGUUUGCCAAACUAAAAGUGAGAAGCACUGAUUUUUACAAGUAAUUAAAAGAGAAAACAUAAUAUUUUACAAUUUGAAAGUGCCGUUUAGUAAAUGUUAACUUGAGGUGAAAGUCUUAUAGUAUUCAGUACACCAAUGAUAUUUUGUUUACUGCAGAUCGAAGUUUGUGAAGACAAGCAAAAAAAAACAAAAUCAUUUUGAGAGGAAAAAAAAUUGUUCUUUUUACCCCCACAAAAUGUAACGAAAAAAAGUAAAACCGUGGCCCUGAAACCGAAAAACAGACCAAAGCGUGGGUUACCUGUACAGUUACACCUCUAGUAAACACAAUUAUAAACAUAAACAAAAUGACAGUUGUCAGCUGUUAGUAUGUAUUACCUCGAUCAAACAUGCCGGAAAUGUUUGUUACAAGGUAGUGAAUAGUAAGCAUGCAACGGUACUCGGCAGUGACUUGCAGUCAGGGGAGGCAGGUGAGGCGAGGCCUCACAAGCCAUCAUGGAAAGAAAAAAAUGUAAAAAGAAAAAAAAUUAAUUCAAUUGUUAUAUGUAUCCAGUGAUUAUACUAUAAAGUUAUUUUCCAUUUAACUUCACCAGUUUUAGAUUAUAUUUUUUCAAAAUCACUGAAUUUUCACAUUUGCCGUUCAAAUACUGAGAAGAGACUUGCGGUGAUCAGCAGCCAGUUGAGCCUCACCAUGGAUUGCGCAAUGACUCGGCUAACUGCUGGCCUGCUGUACAGUGAGACCGUAUUUCUAUAUGAAUUAUAUUAUACAUUUCCAUAGUUUAGUUAGCUGAGGUAUAUAAUGUACAGUGUAUUUUGUCAACAACUAUAUGUGUGUAACGUAUUUCUUGUGCUGAGCAAUCAUAAAACGGCUGCGAAGACUCAUUGGCUGAGGCUCGCAGUAAUCCCGCCUCAUGGUGGUAGAGGGCGCUAGUGAUCCCAGCGAUAAUUUUUGCGACUAAUCGGCUGCAGAAUAAGUGACAACAAGCAGCAACAGUUAGCGAUUGUUUAUUUUUUCCUCUCGCCUGGACUUUUAACAUGGAGGAUUACAUAUCUAAAAUAAAACAGUUUUCUAAACUGGACUUUCAAUCGAAGCAGGAGGAAAUAAUUAAAGGAAGAUCUCCAUCGAGACAGAGAGACUUUUAAAGUUAUCGAUGCUUUUGUUCAGAAGGAACGGCGCAUGGACUUAAUUUAUAAGUAAAGGUAAGACCAUAAUAACGUUUUUUUAAUUAAAUGUGCUUUUUUGUGUGCUACAGUUUGUAUGUGUAAAGUUAAAGUUAAAGUACCAAUGAUUAUCACACACAUUAGGUGUGUUGAAAUUUGUCCUCUGCAUUUGACCCAUCCCCUUGAUCACCCCCUGGGAGGUGAGGGGAGCAGUGGGCAGCAGCGGCGCCGCGCCCGUGAAUCAUUUUUGGUGAUUUAACCCCCAAUUCCAACCCUUGAUGCUGAGUGCCAAGCAGGGAAGAAUGCUGGUAUGAGCUUUUAAACAUAACCCGUUAACUGCUGCCAAUCAAAUGGUGAAUAAGAUACUCUUUAGGGUUCAUAUGUUUGUAAAUCUGACUGUGAUGAAGUCAGUGCCUCACCAGCCAUGAACCUCACCGCACGUCACUGGUACUCGGUAUAAUUCUGCACGGGACAAUCCGCCUUUAACUAAAGAAAAACAAAUCGCAAUAAUAAUCGAGAUCGGGUGAUAUGAAAAAAAUAAUCGUGAUAAUUGUUUUUGCCAUACUGUCAACUCAUUGUCUGGUGCAGCUUUUAAGGUGUCUGGGAGUGAGGUUUUACCCAACAUACUAUUACACGUCCACACUAACUGAAGUCAGUUACUUAUAACUAGGCAAAAACAUCCAAAAAUGAUUACGGCCAGGUCCUAGUUUAUUGUUUUAACAUGCCUAACAAUUAUUUAAGGUGACGAUGAAAACUAAAAUAUUCUCUGAAAUAGGAAGGAAAGAGCUUGAUGGUGACUGGGAACUGUUCUCCACCAAUCACAGCUCACAACCCAUCCUACUUUCGCACACUGGCUGUGAGCUGUGCAAGGCUAUUCCCGGUCGCCUAUCGAUUAGUUAUGCCUGGCUGCUGUUGUGUGCAGGAGACCAGGAAAGCCCGUAAUUGGCCAGUCCGGGAAAGAGAGAGAGAGAAUAAGAGUUGUAGGGAAGGGGACAGAGACUGAAAGAGGGAGGGAGCAAGGACAAGACAGAGGCUAAAGAGACAGGGAACCGACCAUACAUGUGUGCCAAUGUGAAGUUUCUCUUAGGGAAGCCAAGCUGACAAGCGGAGAUGAUUGUAUAUCUACUCAACAAUUAACAGUACAGACAUGUGAGACUAUGGAUUCGUACUUCCACUUUUGGAAUAUAAACUGACAUCAUUGCCAUUGGAGUAGCUGGGAUUUUUUUUUUUUAAAGCUGGAGUGUGCAACAACUAAGGGUCAUUGGAUAACAUGUCCUACCCUGAGAUCACCGGAGCGAAGACAAUUUAUGGAAAUUGGAAAGCAAAAUCUUUCUUCGAGUGCUGGAGUUGACUUACCGGUAAAUUGUUUUAGGUCGUUGAUAAGACCUGAAGCAAAGGCUGGAAAAAAACUCAGUUCUUCUAAGUUUCUUCUUGCUUUGCGAGGGGGAACAUUGUUCAACACAGUUCAGGUGCUUCGAAGCGGAAAAGAUAAGCAGUGUUAAAUAGAACAUUAAAAGAUUAAUCUUUGCUUCUUAGACGUUCAGUUUCUGCUGUUUUCAACAAGGCAGAAGUAUUGUAAACAAGAAAAAGAAAGCGUAAUUGUAUGAUCCUAAUGUACAGAGACAAAUGCAGUGGAAAAGAAAAAAAAUAACCCAUGCUUUGACAUGAUGAACAUUUCCGUUGUUCUUUGAUGCCAUGACCUACAUUAUAUGGACACAAGUAAUUCCAAAGAGCAUCUUGGUUUGUCAUCCCUGUUAAGACGUGAUGCGGUAAGAGCGAGAUAAUACAUUAGAAGAAGUGAGGAGCAUCUCAGAGUUUUUGUUCAUAUUUAUUUCUCCAGAUAUGACCACUUACUUCCACAGUCAUGAGUUUUGUUGUAGUCCUAAAAAGCCCAGCAGUGGUUCUUCAAAGGGAAAAUCUGGCAAAGGGAAGGUUAAGUCCGCCAAGGGCCACUGCCACUCGAAGCAUAGCCAAAAAUUAUUGCAAGUCCAAUCAAAUCAACCGCACCGGUCCCCGCUGCACUCACCACAGCACCAUUCCCAUUCGCCGAAACAUGGAUAUCAUUCGACAAAACAUCUCCUUCCUUCUCCUUCUCCGAGCUAUUACCACAUAGCACCACCGUCUCAAAGUCAUCAGCUUGCUCCACCAUUAUCAAACUACCAGCUGGGUCCACAACCACCAAGUCAGCUAUUGCAUUCAGCAAGCCACCACCAGAUCCACCUCUCACCUAGCCAUCAACAGCUGCAGCAUUGUUAUCCAAACCAGCAACAAUUUCAUCCUCCUGCUUCACCCAGUUGCUUACUCUCCUCGCCAUCAUUGCAUCAACUCUGUCAUCACCAUCAACAGCAGCCGGCACAUUCCCAUUCAACCAGUCACCAUUCCUUGUUCCAACAGUACCAACAUAAUUAUCCUCCUCCUCUGCCGCACUGCUCACAGUCUCUUUCUAUACAUCCGUUUCACUCGCCACAGCUCCCUCUGUGUUCAGAACUGGGUGGUUAUGGGUGGAACACAUUGCCCACGAACCUGGCCAACAGGUGUUCUCGAGGAUUUUUUUCAAACUUCAGAGAUAAUGUGGCAAAAAGUCCCACAAAGGGCAAAACCAAAGGAAAGGCUGGUUCUAGACGAUGGCCUAAUGAUGCCUAUACCUGGAAUUUACACUCUAUGGAGCCACCUUCACAGGUGCCACACAUGCACCACUUUUCACAUAUACAAGCCCAUGUGCAGGCCAACCCCACUCCCGUCGUGGUCAACACAGACAGUGUCGACACCCCCCCAUAUGUCAACGGAACAGACGCGGACUAUGAAUAUGAGGAAAUCACAAUGGAGCGGGGUAACUCAGGUUUGGGAUUCAGUAUUGCAGGAGGAACUGAUAAUCCUCAUAUUGGAGAAGACCCGUCCAUCUUUAUUACCAAGAUUAUACCAGGAGGAGUCGCCGCCCAGAAUGGACGACUCAAGGUGAAUGACUGUAUAGUCCGAGUAAAUGAGGCAGAUGUCAGGGAGGUGACCCACAGUGGGGCCGUGGAGGCAUUGAAGGAGGCUGGAGGUCUUGUCAGACUGUGUAUACGACGCAAGAGGAUUCACAACGAUAGAAUCAUGGAUAUAAAGCUAGUGAAAGGUCCCAAAGGGCUAGGAUUUAGUAUAGCUGGUGGAGUUGGAAAUCAACACGUUCAAGGGGACAACAGUAUCUAUGUGACAAAGAUCAUUGAGGGAGGAACCGCACAAAAAGAUGGACGACUACAGAUAGGGGACAAACUUGUGGCUGUUAAUGGCUCUUGCUUAGAGGAAGUAUCUCAUGAGGAAGCAGUGGCCGUCCUGAAGUCCACACCCGAUGUUGUUUAUCUCCGUGUGGCCAAAAACUCCUCUGUAUUCAUCAAUGAAAACUUUCCCCCUCCUGAUGUCACCAAUUCCUAUCCCCCGCAUCAGGACAACCACAUAAGUCCCUACAUGAGCGGGAGCCAGUCUGUGAGCCCUGCCCCACUGACCACACCCAGAUACUCGCCAAUGCCCAGGUCCAUGACUGUAGAUGAUGAUGUCACAAGGGAACCCAGGCGUCUGAUCCUCCACAGAGGAUCUACAGGUCUCGGUUUCAACAUCGUUGGAGGGGAAGAUGGAGAAGGAAUCUUCAUCUCCUUCAUUCUGGCUGGUGGUCCUGCUGAUCUAUGUGGGGAACUUCACAAGGGAGAUCGAAUCCUCUCAGUGAAUGGGGUAGACCUGUCUAGUGCAACACAUGAGCAGGCAGCUGCAGCUCUAAAGAACGCGGGACAAACUGUCACUAUUGUUGCACAGUAUAGACCAGAAGAGUAUAGUCGUUUUGAGGCUAAGAUCCAUGACCUGAGGGAACAGAUGAUGACCAGCAGUGUCAGUUCCAGCUCUACGUCACUUCGAUCCACUCAGAAACGCACACUUUAUGUCAGGGCGCUGUUUGACUAUGACGGAAGUGCACCAGACCUGAGCAUGCCCAAUCAGGCCCUGCCUUUUCGUUUUGGUGACAUCCUUCAUCUGAGCAGUGCUGGUGAAGAAGAGUGGUGGCCCGCACGCCAUCUCAGCCCGCCACCCCCAAACUGCCCUGAAGUUGGAGUUAUCCCCAGCCGCAGAAGGGCAGAAAAGAAGGAGAGGUCCAGGUUAAAGACGGUCCGGGUGAUGAGGCCUCAAGAUAGAUCAGAUCAAGAUGAAAAAGCUGGCCAGGAGGAGACCUUCCUAACCUACCAACCAGUCAUGCAACAGGAAGUGAAUUAUACACGGCCUCUUAUUAUCCUUGGGCCGAUGAAAGAUAGGGUAAAUGAUGACCUCAUCUCUGAGUUUCCUGACAAGUUUGGCUCCUGUGUCCCACACACAACUCGUCCACGUCGAAACUACGAAGUGGAUGGCAGAGAUUAUCACUUCAUGUCCUCCAGGGAGCUCAUGGAACGAGAGAUCCAGGAGCACAAGUUUAUCGAGGCGGGACAGUAUAACAACCACUUGUAUGGAACCAGCAUACAAUCUGUCAAAGAAGUUGCUGACAAGGGUAAACACUGUAUACUGGAUGUAUCAGGGAAUGCUAUAAAACGUCUGCAGUUGGCAGGCCUCUAUCCCAUCGCCAUCUUUAUUAGGCCACACAAUGUUGAGAACAUUUUGGAGAUGAACAAGCGUUUUAAUGAAGAGCAGGCAAGGAAGUCCUAUGACAGAGCAGUUAAACUGGAGCAGGAGUUCACAGAAUAUUUCACUGGGUUUGUCCACGGCGCGUCUCUAGAAGAAGUGUAUUCGCAGGUGAAACAGAUCAUUGAGGAGCAGUCUGGGCCUUACAUCUGGGUGCCCACGAAGGAGCGGCUCUGAGUAAACACAACUCACACUACAAGGUUGUACACAACUUUGGCAACACUAUCGACCUGUUUCUCCACUUCCUCACGCAUACCUCCAGGUUAACACACACACACACACAAACACAAAUAUUUACACAAGCACAUAACGCGGGACGAGGCUGGGACUAUCUGGAACUCCCGCUUUUUCAGGAGGGAGGAGCUUGUGUCUUUCCAGCAGCCCAUUGGUAGAUCUUCCGACAGCUCAGUUCCUUAAUGUUUAAGGACGUGGUUCAAAUCAAGGCGACAUGUACCAUUAUCUGAUUUAUUGAUUUCAUUGUUGUUCUAACUGUUGUAGUUGUUGUUGUUGUUUUCAUAUUUACAAAGGGUAAUGCGUUCACAUUAUGGGUUGGUAAUGAUAUAAUUGUCACCAAGAGGCAGACUUUUGCACGCUGUAGCUUUAAGAGCAUGUUUUCAGGGAGACAAAAUAUUGAUCUCCUUCCCUUUGUGUCUGUCUUUCUCCAUGGCAUUGCUCCACUUUAUACUGAAAUAUCUGUUGGACUCUUUCUCUUUACUUUUCUCUUAUAUCCCACCACUUCCCUGCCAGGCUGCCUCAAAAGUUUUAAUUUAAUAAGAGCUGAAUUUUACAGUAUGUCCUGGCAUUGUGGCAUGAAGGGCCUAGAUAGAAAACAUAGUAGUACUUUAAAAAUGUAGCAUCGCUAUUGACACAGAACAAAUAUUAGCUAAUGAGGUUGCAUUAAGCGUUUACAAUAUUUAGUCUUAACUUUCAUGUUGGAUCAUGUAAGCCUAAGCUGGUUGAGUCCAAAUUGUUCAGACAAUAAGAGUGGGUAAGAGAAUCGAGAACACAGUAUGUUCCUUCUUUAGUUUUAAUGAACAUUUUGGUAAAUACAAGUCCGACCUCCCGGGUUUACUUUACUCGGUUGAGUCUAAAUCCAAUUUUUGCCUUUUCUCCUCUUCUUAUGUGGCUAUAUUUAUAUGGACAUCCUUAUUCCAAUAUUAACCCAACUAAGGCAAUUUAGUGAUAAUACAUUGUUACAGAAUACUGUACAAGAAGGGUUAUACUGUUUUUUAGUCAAAUCAGAAUAGUCUAAUCAACAGACUCAUAAUGAUACGUUAUAUUAUUCUGGGGAUAUUUAAUCGAUCCGAUACCAUCAAAAUAAGUAUUGGAUUUAUCGAUUUGCAUCUAAAAUCUCUGAUAUAAGCACUGUGAUGCAAGCAGUGCUGCAGUGUCUUUACACGUGCAAAGCUGGACAGUCAGUUAACACCUAAAUGUCCUCCAAUAAGCACACAACAUUGGUAUUUUCUUGUAUUUUAGUGAAUUCAUUUACAAAAGUUAAACAGACUACUAUGACCUAGCAGCUACACAACAGCUUAGCACACAAUAGAACACAAAUUCAACAGUUGUAAUAAGUGUCCUUAAAUUGGACCAUAUUGCAGUAUGAAACACCACAUUUGUCAAUUUAAAGAAGUGUCCAGUAAUUAUAGUUGCAUUUUACUUAUACAAACAGAGUCUUUAAGGCAGAAGCUAAUUAGAAAAUAUCCAGUAACAAUUGCAACUUACUGUGUCACAAGUUUAACUUAAAGGGGUCCUAUUAUACAAAACCAAUUUUGUUUCCCUAUUGGUACCUUUUUUGUAUAUUUAGGAUCCCCACAUGUCCCGAAACUUUGAAAUCAAACCAUGAAGGCAUGGCGGUGAUAUUUAUAAAACAAUCUUGCCUUUUUCCAAACUUGUUUCAAACAAGCCAUUUGGAAUUUGAGGCGAUCGUGACGUGUUUUGCCUUAGCAGAUAGUCCAUAUAUGGUUGAGUCUGCAGAUUUAAUUCAGUUGUAGUCCAAAGUUGUAGUCAUUAAGUUUCCUAUUUUCUUCUUGUUGUGGAGCAGACUGGCUGGUACAUGCACAUGCAUGCUUAAAAUCCUCCACUGUUGCCACUUCUAAUAAAAAAUAGAGUAUGGUUCUAAGUUCUGUUUGUAGACUUCUAAUAUCUACAACAUGGCGGGGUGGAGAUGCUGUCGAUAGAGCUUGGCCUUAAGGAGGGCUUUGGCACGUAAAUAAGACCACCCACUAGAGACGGUCAGAAAGCGGCUAGAAAGCUGUCUUUAAAAUAUAAUCUAUGCAACAGUUUGACCAAAGAACCACCAUUACAUGUUAUGUAGACCUCAAAGAAGUGUUUUAAAUGUAGGAAAAAAAUCAUAAUAUAACCCCUUUAAUAAAUUAUUGUGGCCGCAAGGUGUCUUCAAAAAUAAUGAUCACUCCACUUCAAUUUAAAGACAACAAGUUAAUUCCAGAAGGUAAAUGAUAAAUAGGUUUGUGUUUUUCAUACCUACCAAUGUACUAAAUUGAGUUAAGUUCACUUGGUCAAACCUUUUCUAACAUUCCACACUACAAAAAAUAAAAGUAUAUAUAAAUCCCGCUGAUAUUGGAUCAAUAUCUGUAUCGGCCAAAAUACAAAGCUCCAAUAUUGGUAUUGUACCAGAAGUGGAAAAAGUUGUAUUGAGACACCCGUGAAGUGAACUACAAUCCCCAAUCACGUUAAAAUGUUCAUAUUGAGAAGAUCAUAAAACCUAAACCUGUCUCAAGCCUCCCGUCUCUCUUCUACACUUUUACAGCUUUACAAACUAACACCAAGUUCACCCUUGUAGCUUUCCUUUUUAACCGCCGUUGCUCUAAUGGGGGCUUACUCCUAAAAAGCAUCUUAAACACCCAUCUUAAACAGUAUCUGAGGUGUGAUUUUGAAUAUGUAAUUGGGUUCUGUAAUUGGCAUGCCAUCCUGUUAUAUGGCCUUUGUAGCUAUAUUUCAAUAUCUAAAGUGGAGUUAUUUACCAUGUCAACUUUUACCAUCCUCCUGAGAACCAGCGCCCACUGCACUGGACAUUUGUGUUUUGCAUUUUCCCCAAAUGUGACAAAAAAUAGCACCACAAAAUGUUAACUGCAGUGGAUGCUGGUUCUCAUGAGGAUAAUGAUGGAUGAAUUAUGACCUUGUUGGCUUCAGAAGGCCCAGUAUGCACAAAUUGCACCUGAGACUCGCCACAUAAAUGACCUUUGCUCUUGUGCAUAAAGCUAUGGUUUGGUCACAGAGCUUCUCUCCACUAAACUUUAUACUGAACAUUUGUUUCACUCCACUAGAUGACAGCCCAAACAGUCAUAGACUGCUAGUGUAUACUACAUAUCAAUCCACAGAACAAAUACUAGCCAUCAUGGUAAUCAUGAAAUCCAAAGCCGUCACCUUUUUUUUUUUUGUAGUCUGGUGAUUCAUGAAUACAGCUGAUAUUUGUUUACAGGAGAACUUCUCAGGGCAUCAUAGCUUAUACAGCGUACUCCAGAGAAUUAUCAGAAAUCGUAAACAUGUGAAAUAAUGACCACAAAUCAUGUUUUGUGCAGAGAGAACUGUUACUGCAAUUCUCUUGAAUGCUGAGGUCAUGAAUGGGGUUUCUCUCAAAUAAGGCGCGAGUUUGUUAUAUCAAAGAUCGAGAUGCUUUUGGAAAUGCAGCCCCAGAUGGACCUUGUCAGUUACCAGUUUCCCAUUCCCACCCUUCGCCCUGAAGCUGACUGGAGCCCAGAAACUCACAGAGAAGCCAGUUCUGUUAUCAGUAUAGCUUGAAAACCUACAUAAUAUUAUUCGGUUUGCACUAGAGCUUAGACGUCUCCCCUUCUUCACAAAAUGUUGAGCUCACUGAUAUUUCUUCCCAUCAGUAAUUGUCUCGAAGCAUAUGAUUGGUGGAACAGAACUGGACUCUGUGUGAUUCUGGCUUUGUGUUUUAGCCAGGGGGUCGUGCCACUGUCUGUUAAGCACUGAUGCAAAGAAUCUAUUACAAAGAUGGAUCUAUGAAUAACACAUUAUAAUAUUUAUCCCUGCUCUAACUGCCUAUUUUGGUACAAAAUAAAGGUCUUUAUUGAGAUCAAA
Nerophis lumbriciformis (worm pipefish) is the source of this 10156-nucleotide messenger RNA. Its product is annotated as discs large homolog 1-like protein. NCBI's taxonomy places the organism in Eukaryota, Metazoa, Chordata, Actinopteri, Syngnathiformes, Syngnathidae. Gene Ontology annotation, cellular component: postsynaptic density membrane; neuromuscular junction; neuron projection. Gene Ontology annotation, biological process: embryo development; receptor localization to synapse; establishment or maintenance of epithelial cell apical/basal polarity. Gene Ontology annotation, molecular function: protein kinase binding; ionotropic glutamate receptor binding. The record is from RefSeq and is a predicted model, not a curated record.